Acinonyx jubatus (cheetah) is the source of this 1381-nucleotide messenger RNA. RefSeq names its product cardiotrophin 1 (gene CTF1). Bases 99 to 716 code for a protein of 205 amino acids. The record is from RefSeq and is a predicted model, not a curated record. Lineage: Eukaryota; Metazoa; Chordata; Mammalia; Carnivora; Felidae. The transcript has 3 exons.
CCCUGAUUGGCUGAGCCCGGGCCACGCCCCUACCCCUUCCCCUUCUCCCCCCUUCGGAAGGGGGGCGUGGAGGCAACCGGGAUCAGCCAGGGGCCAGCAUGAGCCGGAGGGAGGGAAGUCUGGAAGACCCACAGGCUGACUCCACAAUCUCACUCCUUCCCCACUUGGAGGCCAAGAUCCGUCAGACACACAGCCUUGCCCGCCUCCUCACCAAAUAUGCUGAGCAGCUGUUCCAGGAAUAUGUGCAGCACCAGGGAGACCCCUUCGGGCUGCCCGGCUUCUCGCCUCCGCGGCUGCCAGUAGCCGGCCUGAGCGCCCCGGCACCGGGCCACGCGGGCCUGCCCGCGCCCGAGCGGCUGCGGCUGGACGCGGCGGCGCUGAUCGCGCUGCCACCGCUGCUCGAAGUGGUGCGGCGCCACCAGGCGGAGCUGAACCCGCGCGCGCCGCGCUUGCUGCGGCGCCUGGAGGACGCGGCGCGCCAGGCCCGGGCCCUGGGCGCCGCGGUGGAGGCCGUGCUGGCCGCGCUGGGCACCGAGACUCGCGGGCCCCGGCCCGAGCCCGCCGCCGCCGCCGCCGCCGCCGCCGCCGCCGCCGCCACCGGCGCAGGCGUCUUCCCUGCCAAGGUUCUGGGGCUCCGCGUAUGUGGCCUCUACCGCGAGUGGGUGAGCCGAACCGAGGGCGACCUGGGCCAGCUGGUGCCCAGUGGCCCGGCCUGAGCGCGGGGCUGCAGCUUGCUGUCACCCCCUCCUAGUCCGUCUCUGUCGGUGCCUAAUGAGGGCGGACUGUCUGCGUCUCUCUUGUCUCUGCCAUCUCUCUGUGCUUUGUAAGCGCUCCGUGUCUCUUUCUCUAUCGGACCUCCUUGUGUCUGUGACGUCCCAUGUCCAUCAUUUUCUUGCUUUCCCCCCUCUUUUCCAUUUUUUGGGCCUGCCUCCGUCUCUCUUGGUCUCCCCCUUCACCUGUCUCUGGGGGGGGUCUCUUUGUUUUCCCUUUUCUCCAUCUCUUGUCUCCCUUUGGCCCCAUGUGAGCAGGUGUACCUCUCCACCUCAUCUCAAGGAGGGGACACCUCAUCAACUCUGUUUCUUUCACUGCCUGUCUCUGUCCUUUCCUGGCCAGGGACCUGGCUGCCAGCCCUGGUGGGAGGGCUACUCCAGACAAAUUUCAGCCACCUUCCCACAGUGCAUCACUCCCCCUGCUUGCUUCUCUGUUUGAUGUCCUUUCCCUCCUUCACCUCCUCUGCCCUAUCCCCAUACAUCCCCCCACCAAGCCAAAUCUAUGGAGAGAAAAAAAAUCAACACCUUAAAACAGUUUUAUUCCUGAGAAUAAAUUAAUUUUUUGUAAAUAAAAUGUUUAAAAAUAAAAAAGAACACUAAAGUUACCAGUA